UGUCGCGUUUCUCCUCUGUCGACGAGCUAGAUUGUUGUCGACGCACUCUCUCGCUCGCUUUCUCUCUCGACGGAUUGUCGUGUUUGGAAGUUGCUCGCAAGAACUCAAACUAGAUCAAGAUGGCUGGAAGGGACAGGGCAACGAACCAAAUGAAAGAAUGGUCUGAAGCAAAACAGGCCAGAGAGCAGCUGACGACAGGAGUGGGUGCGCCCGUCGGGGACAAGCUAUGCAUCGAGACGGUGGGGCCGCGCGGGCCGCUCGUCAUGCAGGACUUUGUCUUCCAGGACGAGAUGGCGCACUUCAACCGCGAGAGGAUCCCCGAGAGAGUCGUGCACGCGAAGGGGGCAGGUGCCUUCGGCUACUUCGAGGUGACGCAUGACAUCACGCAGUACUGCAAGGCAAAGAUCUUUGAGCACGUCGGCAAGCGUACGCCGAUGGCAGUGCGUUUUUCCACCGUCGGCGGGGAGAAGGGAUCGGCCGACACGGCGCGCGACCCACGCGGCUUCGCGCUCAAGUUCUACACGGAGGAGGGCAACUGGGACCUUGUCGGCAACAACACUCCCGUCUUCUUCAUUCGCGACCCGAUCUUCUUUCCCAACUUCAUCCACACGCAGAAGCGAAAUCCUGUCACUAACCUAAAAGACCCGGACAUGUUCUGGGACUUCCUGACGCUGCGUCCCGAGUCGAUGCACCAGGUGUCGUUCCUGUUCUCGGACCGCGGCACGCCGGACGGCUUCCGACACAUGAACGGCUAUGGCAGCCACACGUUCAAGCUCGUGAACGCGAACGAUGAUGCAGUCUACUGCAAGUUCCAUUACAAGACCAACCAGGGGAUCAAGAACCUGACUGACGCCCAGGCAGCCGAGUUGUCAAUGAACGACCCCGACUACGCCACGCGUGACCUCUACAACGCCAUCGAAGACGGCAGUUUCCCCUCGUACACGUUCUACAUCCAGGUCAUGACCUUUGAACAGGCGUCGACGUGGAAGUGGAAUCCGUUUGACCUCACCAAGGUUUGGCCACACGCUGACUUCCCUCUGAAGCCGUUUGGCCGCAUUGUUUUCAACCGCAAUCCCAAGAACUACUUUGCUGAGGUGGAGCAGAUUGCCUUCUCACCUGCACACAUGGUUCCAGGCAUCGAGGCCAGUCCGGACAAGAUGCUGCAGGGCCGCCUCUAUUCCUACUCGGACACGCACCGACACCGCCUGGGCAGCAACUACCUGCAGCUGCCCGUCAACAGCUCCUACCGCUCCCACGUGCGCAACUACCAGCGCGACGGCCCACAAUGCCUCGACGACAACCAGGAGGGUGCACCCAACUACUUCCCCAAUAGUUUCCAGGGACCAGAUCACGAUCACAAGUACCUGGCGCAUACCGUCCACUACAGCGGUGACUGUAAGAGGUACAGAACUGAUGAUGACGAUAACAGCACGCAGGUUGGAAACUUCUGGCGCAAAGUGCUGACCGAGGACGGCCGGAAGCAUCUCAUCAGCAACAUGGCGGGACACUUGAAGAACGCGCAGGAGUUCAUACAGAAGCGCGCCGUCGCAAACUACAGCAAGUGCGACCCGGAAUACGGCAGACGCCUUGAGGAGGCGCUCACCAAACACAGACAGGAGAACGCAGUCGACGAGUCUAUUUUCAACGAAAAACUGUAGAUUGUGGGAAAACGUAUGAGCAACCUUUAAACGGAGUGGAGAAAUAGAAGAGGAAAUUUGAAGAAAAAAAACUGGAAAAGGUAACCUGAAGAAACCCUAUUGCAGGAUAUACCACCGAUAUACCAACCCACAUAUAACUUAUCAACCUCCAGUCCCCAUGCUACAAAUCAAGUUAUUAUUAGUUUACUGGUAAAAUUAUAUAUGUAUACAUAUAUGUGUUUUAAAGUGUCUGGAAAAAUUCUGUUAUAAUAAACAUUUAAAUUGAUAUUUGGUCCAUAUAUUUUCAAUGCCGUAUAUGUGGGCGUGGUCAUAAUAGUUUGAGUGUGGGAAUUGAAAAAUAGUGGAGUAAUUACGAUUUUAUAACAGUAUGACAUGAAUGAGUUACCACGGUGUAUAUCAUAAUCUAUAAUGUCAAUUUGUCGUGAACUGUAUAUUAAGAUAGCAGACGUUUUAAUCAGUAUUCUUUGCAUUCAUGCAAACCUCCAAUAUUUUCCCGGUUUUGUUAUUCUUACAGUUCCUUCAAUUUUAGUGUUAGGUACCAGCAUCUGUUCGGUUUAUGGCAGUCUUUAUAGAUACUGUGAAGUACCUAUAACGGACGGAAGUUAUAUAUGGACAAAGCAGUAGUUAUGAGUGUUGAUAUCAACUUAAGUAUAUUAAAUAUACAAUGGUUCAUGUUGUUAACAAUGGGGUAUCUCGCAGUUCGUUACAAAAUGUUGAGUUAUCACGUGAUAUGGAAUAGUUGUGUGAUUAUGCACAAUUAAUAAUUAUUUUAAUUAUAAUUUAAUAAUUCAUUAAUUGUGAAUGUUUUUUUAGUUUGGUCGUAAUUGUGAAAUGCUAUGGGUGAAAUCUCAUGUGUUGCCACGUGGUGAUUGUAUUGUCAUGUGAUUGGUUGUAUUAUAGUUUUCUGUCAGACAUUACUGUCAUAUCCAUCAUUUAUCGAGGCUAAAUGCAUAAUUAUCGCGAAGUUUUGCCUUUUCGUAAUGUUGCAUGAGGUCGAGUUUAAAUGAGAUGGAGUUCGAUGUAUGAAGAUGUUCCCACAGCAUCAAUUAAUAUAUGUACGGCACCAGGGCUUGGAUGGGAUCUUAGCGUUCUUAUACACACACAGCAUACAUCUAUAUCGGAUAUCUAGGAAUGGUAUUCGGUGCGUGUCAUCACUGUUUGUUUAUUGAUGACGCUGGUACGAUGAGUUUUUACUAUAUAAUGAUACGUGGGCGGCGGAUGUUGUGUGGGUUUAGCAUGAGCCAGCGGAAAAAUAUCUCGUGUUUGUCCGUUCGGUAUCACAUGUUUUACGAAUGUGUUGUGAACCGGUGCACAUACUUCUGGUUGUAGGGGGUGUUGUUAAUUGUUAAUGGUGUGAUACUUUGCGGCUGUGAGGGUGUUAACUGUUAACGAACAAACGGGUAGAAGGGGGAGUGGAUCUGCCACGUGGAGAGUGGCGCCAUUUUAUUAGCUAAGUUUUACUUUCAACGUCUAUUGGUAAGUUGUUUAUUGGUGUAAGCCGGAGCGUGUAGGUCAAAGUCCUAUUUUGCAGAACUAGCAACGUCUGUAAUAACCUACUAGGUACAUUUGUAUGUAACUUUGAGAUGAAUAAAUAAUAAUCUGUCGUCUCA
This is a messenger RNA of Priapulus caudatus, 3268 nucleotides long. RefSeq names its product catalase-like. NCBI's taxonomy places the organism in Eukaryota, Metazoa, Priapulida, Priapulimorpha, Priapulimorphida, Priapulidae. Gene Ontology annotation, biological process: response to hydrogen peroxide; hydrogen peroxide catabolic process. The transcript has 13 exons. Gene Ontology annotation, cellular component: cytoplasm; mitochondrion; peroxisome. Gene Ontology annotation, molecular function: catalase activity; heme binding. The record is from RefSeq and is a predicted model, not a curated record. Bases 120 to 1658 code for a protein of 512 amino acids.